This is a messenger RNA of Gastrolobium bilobum, 2204 nucleotides long. Its product is annotated as histone acetyltransferase GCN5-like. The transcript has 14 exons. The coding region runs from base 183 to 1802 and encodes 539 amino acids. Gene Ontology annotation, cellular component: histone acetyltransferase complex. Gene Ontology annotation, molecular function: protein binding; histone H3 acetyltransferase activity. Gene Ontology annotation, biological process: positive regulation of transcription by RNA polymerase II; chromatin remodeling. Lineage: Eukaryota; Viridiplantae; Streptophyta; Magnoliopsida; Fabales; Fabaceae. The record is from RefSeq and is a predicted model, not a curated record.
UUCCCUCAACGAAACCUAACGCCCACUUAUAUAAAUAUUUCCGGUUCCAUAAUUCCGGUGAAUAAGAUUGCUUCCGAUAAAAAAACAAAAAAGACAAAGGACGAGUUAGGAGUAGCGCUGCACAUUUGAUCACUUUAAGGAACAAGUCGAAUAAUUGGUAACAAAACCCUAACUGUAAUUAAAUGGAGACGCACGGCGGAGGAACCCUCCGUUACCGCAGCUCUCAGUCCCCUUCACCUUCCCACUCCGCUUCCGCCUACGCCACCUCUUCCAUCCACAAGCGCAAGCGCGCGUCUGAUGACCACGCGCCUCCCUUUCCCCCUUCUUCCUUCUCCGCCGACACGCGCGACGGCGCCCUCACCUCCAAUUACGACCUCGAGAGCAUCUCCGCCCGCGGCGCCGACUACGACAACGAUUCCUCCAUGCGCACCUUCACCGCUGCAAGGCUCAGCAACCCUCCCUCCGCUCCACGCAACACCAAGCUCAAGACCGAUAAUUCCAACGUUAAGAUCGAGAAUUCCGAUGGCGCCAAAGACGCCGCACCCGCCGGGACUGGUGCCGUCGGCGCCGCCGCCACCGGCGGCUCCGUCCCCGGCAUCGUGGUUAAGGAGGACGCAACUAAGAUAUUUACUGAUAAUUUACAAACUAGUGGUGCUUACAGCGCUAGGGAAGAGAGUCUCUGGAGAGAGGAGGAAGCAGGAAGGCUCAAAUUCGUAUGCUAUUCGAAUGAUGGCAUUGAUGAACAUAUGAUUUGGUUGAUAGGAUUGAAGAAUAUAUUUGGUAAGCAACUUCCAAAUAUGCCCAAGGAGUACAUUGUCCGACUUCUUAUGGAUAGGAGUCAUAAGUCUGUAAUGGUCAUAAGGCGUAAUCAUGUUGUUGGAGGCAUUACAUAUCGCCCAUAUGCAAGCCAGAAGUUUGGUGAGAUAGCCUUUUGUGCAAUUACAGCUGAUGAGCAAGUAAAAGGUUAUGGUACCAGAUUGAUGAAUCACUUAAAACAGUAUGCACGUGAUAAAGAUGGGUUGACACAUUUUCUCACAUAUGCUGACAAUCAUGCUGUUGGCUAUUUUAUCAAACAGGGAUUUACAGAAGAGAUUCACUUGGAGAAAGAUCGAUGGCAAGGUUAUAUAAAGGAUUAUGACGGGGGGAUUCUCAUGGAAUGCAAGAUUGAUCCAAAGCUCCCUUACACUGAAUUGUCACCUAUGAUCCGUCGUCAAAGGCAGGCAAUUGAUGAAAAGAUCAGAGAGCUGUCAAACUGUCACAUUGUUUAUACUGGAAUUGAUUUUCAGAAGAAAGAAGCUGGUAUUCCCAAAAAAAUUAUUGAGGACAUCCCUGGUUUGAGAGAGGCUGGAUGGACUCCUGAUCAGUGGGGUCAUUCACGAUUCAGAACUGUAAGUGGUUCCACUGACAGUUUGACCGCAUUUAUGCGUUCCCUUCUAAAGUCAAUGCACGAUCAUGCUGAUGCUUGGCCGUUCAAGGAACCAGUUGAUGCACGGGAUGAUUAUUAUGACAUCAUCAAAGAUCCAAUGGAUUUGAAGACAAUGACUAAGAGGGUGGAGUCAGAGCAAUAUUAUGUCACAUUUGAGAUGUUUCUUGCGGAUGUCAGAAGAAUGUUUGCGAAUGCACGCACUUAUAAUUCUCCAGAAACCAUUUAUUACAAAUGUUCUACAAGGCUUGAAGCUCACUUUCAAUUGAUGGGCUAUUCCCCUUGGUAUAAUGCUGUCAUUUUUCAUACUUUAUUGGCGGUGUUAUGGGAAAAGGAAACAUGGAUCCCGGUGGCUAUUACCUUUAUACAGCAGCAAUAAAAAUGGUCCAAAUAGGCCAAGAACUGACUAAAACCUAUGAUAACUGAAGUUGCAGACAUGCUUUAAGAAUUUGGUAUGCUGCUCUCAUAAAUUCAUUCCUUUUUGGCGACCUUUUUCUUUUUUUUUGUACAUGGAGCCCGCCUGCCCCCUUCUUCUUGAAAAGUUCUUUUGCACAGAAGAGUCUAAAAAAAGGUUAUCAGAGGGUGAUUGACCUCUUUGGCAGCUUCUGUAACUUUAGCAUAUUCAAAAAUGUUCUUUGCUUCCACAACAUGUUGAUUUUACAAAUGAUUAUUACUUGGCAGUUAUUUAUGUUAGAUCUUAGAUUAAAUUGGAUUUAGAUGCAUAUGUUGUGUCCACCAUCUCAUGUAUUGACUGGUAAACAGGUAAAUUCAAACAAGAAAG